Pogoniulus pusillus (Red-fronted tinkerbird) is the source of this 3134-nucleotide messenger RNA. RefSeq names its product forkhead box M1 (gene FOXM1). The record is from RefSeq and is a predicted model, not a curated record. Gene Ontology annotation, molecular function: RNA polymerase II transcription regulatory region sequence-specific DNA binding; DNA-binding transcription factor activity. NCBI's taxonomy places the organism in Eukaryota, Metazoa, Chordata, Aves, Piciformes, Lybiidae. Gene Ontology annotation, cellular component: nucleus. Gene Ontology annotation, biological process: regulation of cell population proliferation; G2/M transition of mitotic cell cycle; regulation of transcription by RNA polymerase II.
GUGGAACCUGGAUCUAUCGCCUGGCCGGGGAAGCGGAUUUGGUUUUGUCCCUUUCAAUGGAGAGUGACUGUACGGAUCAAUAAUGAGGACUAGCCCUCGAAGGCCCUUAAUUCUCAAAAGACGGAAACUAACCCUCCCACAGAAUGAUGCAUCCAGUACUUCAGCAGGAGAUGAAAACAAUGGUCAGGAGCACAGCCAGGAUGACCAACACAACAGCCAACCCAGAGACAAAACCAACUGUGGCCUGCAGAAAUUCCCAGCAGGAAUAAAGAUAAUUGACCACCCUACUAUGCCCAACACACAAGUGGUGGCCAUCCCUGCAAAUGCUGAUAUCCAGAGCAUCAUAGAGGCACUGACAGUAAAAGGAAAAGAAUGUGGUAACAAUGGACCUAACAAGUUCAUUCUCAUUAGCAGUGGGGGCAUGUCCUGCUCAUCAUUGCAGCACCUCCCAUUGGAGACGAAACCCAGUGCAGCAACCAAGGCUGCAAAUGGUCAAGAGAGAGAGAAGAAUGUUAAAAAGAUACCUAGCCUUGCAGGAGGAACAGUGCUCUGGCAUUCAGGAAUUGAUUCUGUGCUUGGACAAGAACAGAACAACAGCAGUGGCGAAACAACAAACUCCAUGUUGGAUGAUAGUCUAACUAACAUCCAGUGGCUGGGGAAGAUGAGCUCCCAUGGGCUAAGUCCCUCUUCUGUGAAGCAAGGUAUGGAGAAAGAGAACCAGAUGCCUCUGCGGGAAAGAAUCAAGACUGAAGACGAUUAUGCUGCUGCUGCUGCUUCUACUUCUACUGCUGCCACCUCCUCCUCAUGGCAGGAUUCAAUAUCUGAACGACCUCCCUACUCCUACAUGGCCAUGAUCCAGUUCGCUAUCAACAGCACUGACAAGAAGCGUAUGACUCUGAAGGACAUCUAUACCUGGAUUGAGAACCAUUUUCCAUAUUUCAAACAUGUGGCAAAGCCAGGCUGGAAGAACUCUAUCCGACACAACUUAUCCCUUCAUGAUAUGUUUGUCCGUGAGACAUCUGCUAAUGGUAAAAUUUCAUUCUGGACUAUUCACCCUGAUGCAAACCGUUGCCUGACAUUGGACCAGGUAUUUAAGGUUAUAAAUUUUCUUGACAGACAAUCCCUGUAUUUAAAAGAAAAGGUGCUGUGGCUGUACCUAUGACUGGAGCUUCUGUAGGAUGGAUUUGUUCUUCAGCCACUGGACUUGGGGUCACCAGCAUCACCUGAGCAUUCCGAAUCGCAUGAAAAAAGACACCUUCCAGGUCCCCAGAAGAACAUGACAAGCAAUGGCACCAGCAAAAUUGAACCCCAGAAUGCUCGACGAAAAAUGAAGCCUUUGCUUCCUCGCAUCAACUCCUACCUGGUGCCAAUCCAGUUUCCUUUGAGUCAGCCCCUUGUCUUGCAGCCUUCUGUGAAGGUUCCUCUAUCUGCAGCACAGGAAGCAUCCCUCAGCAGCUCAGAAACGUUCCAGAGUAACAAGCGUGUGCGCAUUGCUCCAAAGAUGUCACUCUCUACAGAAGAGUCAUUCUCAUUACCUGUGGCUGCUGUCAAGGAGGAGAGUCCAUGUGGUGAAGGUUUAUUUUCCCCAACUCAUUCUCUAAAGGAUAACAGCUCCCAGUCUGUUGAGCCUUCUUUCCCUGAGGGUGCCUAUAUAAAGGAGGAAGAAGGCUCUCAACUGGAUGACUGGCUCUUGCCAUUUGCCUCAACCCUAAUGGUAAAGGAAGAGCCAGGCUUCUUGCUCCCAGUCUCCUCUACAAAGGAGAAGAAACAAUUCACCAUACCAAAGUCACCAUCUAAGGGUGUUUCUGAUACAUUAGUUAUAAAGAGGCGGGAGAUGGGCAGAUCCAGAAGGAAACAACACCUAGCACUGCCUAGCUUAGAAGAGCCUGUCCUUAUUCUGCAAGAAAGUAAUGGUUUUGACCUGCAGGAAGGCCAGUCCCCUGAGAAUGUGUCACAGCUCAGCUUCUCACGGAGGGAAGAGGGGCCCUUUAAAACACCAGUCAAAGAGAUGUUCAGCAAAUUGCCAGUUUCUUCCACUCCCAGCAAAGUCUCAAUAACUACUACCCCACCACUGGGGGCCCAUGACCCCUGGAAGCCUGCAUCCUCAGCCAAGGGAAGUCAUGUCCUGGACUUCAGUCCAGUAAGAACUCUUCAGUUGCCAUUCACGUCCCUCCAGGAGAACCAAGACCUGCUGGAUUUUACCACCACACCCCUUUUUGAGUCUCCUCGGGAACUGCUCUGUACAGAAUCCAGUGACAUGGAGCAUGCCCCCUUCACCAGCUCUCCAGCUCUUAUUCAUGAGUCUGCUAAGCAAUCAUCUGUUGAACUGCCAGCCUCUGGCUUUACUGAAAACCGAUCGCUCCUGGAGGGUCUUAUUCUGGACACUAUGAAUGACAGUCUGAGCAAAAUCCUUCUAGAUAUCAGCUUUCCUGGCCUUGAGGAUGAAAACUUGGGGACAGAUAUUAGUUGGUCUCAGCUCAUAACGGAACUGAAGUAAGAUAGCCUGAGGACUGAAUUUGACUUUUGAUACUACAGAAAGCACUCUACUCUUCUGAGGUCUGAUCAUGGAGUCUAAGAAUGUCUGCUUUUCACUUCAUUCCCACAUCUAUGGGAAGAGAGGGCAUUAUUGACUCCUGCUAAGCUGGGAGAAAGGCCCAUUGGCUGCUGCUAUGGGCUCCCUUUAUAAGUUGCAAUAGGCUUUAUGUGGAAUAAGAUAGAACCUCUCUAACCUUGUGCUAGAGACAAGAGUCCCUGGGGAAAGGUUAUCAGGUGAACAUCUAAGUAGGCCCUGAAUACCAUUUGCUACUUACAGCAUCAGAGGAAAUGAAUGCACUCCUCAACUAUGUACAAUAGCAAAGAGCCUGGGAACCUCCCCCUAGCUCUGUUUUUCCUUUACUUUCUUCUCCUGUUACUUGGUAUCUUCUGCGUAGAUUUAAUGGCUGUAUAUACUGUACAUUCCUUAAAUUAGCCUUUAAUUAUAAUAACUUUAUUCUUGUAGGGUUGUGGGAAUAUUUCAGCUGCUAAGGGGUUCCACAAGUCCUGUCUACCCUAGACAAAAUCCCUUUAUAACACAAAUACUGCUGUUUCAUCUUAGACUUAGCAACACAUUGAUCUAGGCUGUUCUGAAGGUCACU